Messenger RNA from Solanum verrucosum, 1347 nucleotides. RefSeq lists its product as uncharacterized. NCBI's taxonomy places the organism in Eukaryota, Viridiplantae, Streptophyta, Magnoliopsida, Solanales, Solanaceae. Gene Ontology annotation, molecular function: DNA binding. The transcript is spliced from 5 exons. The record is from RefSeq and is a predicted model, not a curated record. The coding region runs from base 1 to 1101 and encodes 366 amino acids.
AUGGAAUGUGGUAAGGGUAGUGCUGUUGAUGACUGCAAUAAUAAAUCUCCAUUUAAAGGCCAGAAUAACUUGUACCAAGUUUCUUCACAUAUGAUGCAGUGUGGGUAUCUGAUUCCAACUUCAGAUAUUAAUGUGGAUGAUGCUGUGGAUGAUACCGUGCGUCAAUUUAAAGGCAUUUCUGAUGGCUUGAUGCGUAAAGUUUCCGGGUCUCCUUCAUCUUCUUCUUAUGAUUCUACUACCUCUACUUCAGACAGAAAUUUUUUUUGGAACGUGGAGGAAAUACAUGAACUGGCCUUAACACAAAGCAACUCUGAGUCAGUUAAUAGCUUCUCUGACAAUGAUAGCAGUGAUAAAGAUGGAAGCCACAGGGAUGAGGAAGUAGGACCUAGUUCAGAAGACAAUGGGUGGCAUUCGGACAAUGAGUUGAAUUCAAAAGGAUUUACCCCUUGGGUGGUUAAAUGUGACAAAGAGUGGAUAAGCUCAGCGGUGGAUAUGAAGAAUGGUUCUGGGCUCCAACCUCAUUUUCGUGCUGUUUUUUUACUUUUCUUUGUCUCUCUUAAUUUGUACAGAAUCCCAGCCGAUUUUCUUAGGCAUAUAUCAGAAGAAUCACCUGAUAGAGCCACUCUAAAGUGUCUUUCUGGAGGCACUUGGAAUGUGAAACUACAAUGUGAUGGAAGAGGGCUUGCUUAUACACAAAGGUUGGAGAAAUUUCAGAAAAAUAACCAACUACAAAAUGGGGAAUAUCUCGUGUUUAGGUACGAUGGCGCUCUGCAAUUCACAAUAAGAAUUUUCAGCAAGAAUGGACUGGAAAGACAAGUGAAAUCACCAAACAUGGUAAAAAAUCAACAAGCUUCAAUAUUUGAUGGAGGCAGCAAGCGUAAAAGGCCAGAAAAAUACCCUUACACUUCAAAAUUCCCUAAACAGACUCUUGCUAACGGUGAAAAUGACACAGAACAUGCAACUCCAAGAAAAAGAGCUGCACUGGAGAAAGAAGAGGACCUUCUCACAGAUCUUACUCCAAAUAUUCCUCAAUUUGUGAAAUGCUUGAAAGGCUACAAUGUGAAAAAGUAUUGUUUCCUGGUAAGUGUUUUCUUGAAGUAAAACAAGUUCAUGCUUAUUAGUUUAUGUGACCAGUAAGCUAUGAAAUGUGUAAAAUGUAUGUAAACCAAAUACUUAAUACUUCUAAUGCAGUAUGUUCGAAAAUCCUUCUGUGAACAACUUUCAAAAUCAGACAAUAAGACAACAGUUGUCCUCCGUAUUUCAGAAGGAAAAAGGUGGAAAGUGAAUUGUAUAACACAAAAUGGAUAUCACGCUCUCUGUGGAGGAUGGAAACAGUUUGUGAGUUAU